Molecule: messenger RNA, 1512 nt
Organism: Hypoxylon trugodes
Lineage: Eukaryota; Fungi; Ascomycota; Sordariomycetes; Xylariales; Hypoxylaceae
Product: general substrate transporter
Exons: 8
Coding region: 1-1512 (503 amino acids)
Biological process (GO): transmembrane transport; carbohydrate transport
Cellular component (GO): membrane
Molecular function (GO): carbohydrate:proton symporter activity
Source: RefSeq, a predicted model, not a curated record
AUGGCGAUUAAAGACGAUGAAACGAUUCGCGCCCAUUGGCGAUGCUUCGUAGCAUGCGGCCUCAUGGUUUUAUCGCCAUUCCAAUAUGGUGUUGACUUUGGAUUGAUAGGAGGUCUGCAGGCAAUGCCGGGGUUCCUGAAAAUUUAUGGCCAUCCAGCUCCGAAUACCUCAAUCGGGUGGAAUAUUUCGACAGUACGACAGCAGCUUAUCACGUCGUUAAUGACUCUCGGCGCCUUCGUCAGCUCUGCGACAGCAGGUUUGGUAGCUGCCAAGUUUGGUCGCAAGGCUUGUUUAUGGAUGGCUUGCCUAGGUUGUGUUGUAUCCAAUGUUAUCAUGAUGACUACUACCGAUAUCAACGCAUUGUAUGUCGGACGCCUAUUGAACGGAUUGGCCAAUGGGUACUUCAUGACUUUCUCUCAACUCUUCAUCCAGGAGAGUAGCCCCGCCAAGUAUCGUGGACUCUUCCUAUCUGCGUUCCAAUUCUGCACAUCAUUCGGUACACUGAUUGGCACCAUUGUGGAUUGGGCAACUGCAUCACGACCAGACCGAUCGGCUUAUCUGAUUCCAUUAGGAAUCAUUUAUAUCGUACCACUUUUCCUAACGAUAGGCCUUUUCUUCAUACCUGAAUCUCCUCGUUGGUUAAUUUUACAAGACCGGAUCGAAGAAGGCCAGAAGGCUUUGGCGUGGCUUAGACCGACCGGCACUCCAGUCGAUAUUGAAGUCGCGGAAAUAAAAGCAGCGAUUGAUAAGGAGCGUGAAAUGGGUAGUCAGGUCAGCGUAUUGGAUAUGUUCAAGAACCCUAUCGACAGGAGACGUACAAUUCUCGCCGUCUGUGGUGUGACUUUGCAAGCUGCCACAGGAUCCAUGUUCAUCAUCUCAUACAAGGCAUACUUCUUUACAAUGGCCAAGGUAGCGAACCCUUUCGCGAUGGGAUGUGUUCUAAGCGCAAUUGGACUGUUCGCCAUCGUCCUAAAUUCCUUGAUCGUAGUGCGCUAUGGCCGUCGCCGUGUACUUCUAAUGAGCGGUCUUGGUAUAUGUGGUAUUCUUCAGUUGAUUGUUGCCAUUGUGUACGACAAGAACCCUGGCGCAAAAGCUACUGGCGAGGUACUUGUGGCCCUGUCAUGCCUUUACAUGAUGAGCUAUAAUGGAAUGGUUGCGACUUACGCGUGGUUGAGCGGUGGAGAGCUUCCGUCUCAACGACUCCGUAGCUAUACGUUCGGCUUAGCAGCGGCGGUGGCAUUUUUUGCCGCAUGGCUUACUACGUUUACCGCACCCUAUUUUAUCAACCCGGACUCUCUAAACUGGGGCCCGAGAUACGGUUAUAUCUGGUUCCCCAGUUCCAUUGUGGCCGGAAUAUGGGUAUACUUCUUCUUACCCGAAGUUCAAGGACGAACAUUGGAAGAAAUCGACGAAAUGUUCGAAGAAAAACUCCCCGCGAGGAAAUUCCGAGGAUAUAAAAGCAUUCGUAGACUCGCUGCAAUUGAGAAACCGGGCGCUCAACAUGAGGAGUGA